This is a messenger RNA of Rotaria sordida, 216 nucleotides long. Lineage: Eukaryota; Metazoa; Rotifera; Eurotatoria; Philodinida; Philodinidae. The record is from the annotation of a GenBank genome assembly.
AUGGGACUUGAAAAAUUAUUGAGACAAUAUAGUGUAUGGCAAACAUUAUUAACUGUGAAUAGUGUAACUCCUUCAAAUGAAGAUCAAAAUAAUAGUGGGGUUGAUAUAAAUAAUACAGAACAAUGGAAACUUCUUUUUCGUGUCAAUAGUCAUGAUUAUAAUCCUCAUUCUAAUUAUUGUAUUCAAGAUUUAAAUAUUCUUCAGAUUGAAAAUUAA